AUGAAAUUAACUAGUGUAUUUUUUUUAACUGUUACUGGAUUAACAACAGCAUUACCAAUUUUAGAAGGACGUGAUUCAGGCAAUCAUUUAAUUGAAUCAAUUAAGAAGGCAACUAACGAGAUUGAGAAUGUUAAUGCUCGUACUAUUGAUAACGUAAACAAACGUGACUUUAAUAGUUUCAUUGAAGGAGUCAAAGAUACUGGUAACGAUAUAAAGAACGUUUUCAACCCUGACAAACGUGACUUUAUUGAUGACGUCACCAAAUUUGGUAAUCAAUUAAUGUCAUUAUCAGCGAGAGAUUUCGAUAGGACAGAAAUAAUUAGGCUAAUAUUACAAUCUUUGGAAAGUUUAGAUUUGAAGGAAUCUUUUAAUACUUUAACUAGAGAGUCAAAUGUUGAUCUAGAGAUAGAAGAGAUUAGAUCCUUGAAAUCAGCGAUAAUCAAUGGUCAAUGGAAUCUAUCAAUUCAAUUGUUAGAGCAAUUAAAUUUAGAUGAUAACAAUUUAAAAUCUUCCAUGGAAUUAAUUUAUGUACAACAAUAUAAAGAGUUAUUAAGUUCAGGUAAUGAUCAAAAAGCUAUACAGGUUUUGAGAAAUUAUCUAACACCUUUAUUACAUGAUCAAAAUGAUAAAAUUAAGCAACUUUCUUGCCUUCUAAUGUCCCCAUUCUUAAUUGACAAUUUGAAACAAUCUAGAUCAAUAGUUUUAAAAGAUCUAGAAAAUUUUAUUCAAAGUGAUCUAUUGUUACCAAAUAAUAGAUUAUUCACUUUAUUAAAUCAAUCUAUUCAAUACCAAUCCGAUAACUUCUUCUACGUUUCUAAUACUAAUGAAGUCAGUUUAUUAAACGAUCUAAAAAAUGAUUCGUUAUCAUUCCCAAACUAUAAUAAUUCCCUUAUAAAAGCUCAUAAAGAUGAAAUUUGGCAUUGCUCUUUCACGAAAGAUGAAACUUAUUUCGCAACUGCAUCAAAAGACAAAUCUAUCAUAAUUUGGUCCAUUGAUUAUACUAACAAUUCUAUUAAAAAGAUUAAACAUCUAAAAGAUUUUGAUCAAGACGUUUCAGUCAUCAAAUUUUCUAACGAUCAAUCUACUUUUAUUAUUGCAAUUGAGAAUGUUUUAAUUUUUUAUGAAACAGUUAAUUAUACAGUCAAAUUUAAAUCAGAUGAUCAACAUGAUGAAACUAUAUCUAAUCUAUUGUUCACCUUUGACGACUCCAUACUUUACUCAACUGCAUUAGAUCAGAAAUUAUUAGAAUGGGAUUUGAAUGGUAACUUGCUAUACAAAUGGGACCAACUACCAAUUAGAAUUACUGAUUCUUUACUAACUCCAAAUAAUAAGUCGAUCAUACUAAUUGGACCUGAUGGUCCUCAACCGACUUUAUCACCAGAUGGUACUCUAAGUUAUACAGAAGAAAUGAGACGUUUGAUGAUCUACGAUUUGACUACGAGAGAUUGCAUUUGGCAAAUUGAAAUGAAGAAUGAAAUUUCAUCUUUAAGUGUAUCACUAGAUUCUUCUCAACUAUUAUUUAACUAUGCACCAAAUGAGUUACAACUAUGGGAUUUAAAUAAUCGUUGUUUAAUUAAAAAAUUAUAUGGUCAUCGACAAUCUCAGCACGUUAUUAAAUCAUCUUUUGGAGGUUAUAACGAAAACUUCAUAAUAAGUGGUAGUGAAGAUUCAAACAUAUACGUAUGGCAUAGAAAAUCUGGUAAACUUAUUCAAAUAUUAAAAGGCCAUCAAAUUGGUUGCGUGAAUUCUAUUACUUGGUUAUCGAAUAAACCUCUAAUUUGUUCAGUUGGUGAUGAUUCUUUUAUUAGAUUUUGGUCAACAAAAGAUUCAAAUCAAGUUCAAUUGAACUUUAUAAAUGAUGAUAAUGAUUCGGUUCACUAUCAGGAUGGUUCAAAUAGUGAUAAUGAAGAAAACAUUAAUAUGACAGAUGAUUAA
Wallemia mellicola CBS 633.66 is the source of this 1935-nucleotide messenger RNA. RefSeq names its product WD40 repeat-like protein. Gene Ontology annotation, cellular component: GID complex. Gene Ontology annotation, biological process: proteasome-mediated ubiquitin-dependent protein catabolic process. The transcript has 8 exons. The record is from RefSeq and is a predicted model, not a curated record. Gene Ontology annotation, molecular function: protein binding. Lineage: Eukaryota; Fungi; Basidiomycota; Wallemiomycetes; Wallemiales; Wallemiaceae. Bases 1 to 1935 code for a protein of 644 amino acids.